Messenger RNA from Colletotrichum truncatum, 312 nucleotides. RefSeq lists its product as uncharacterized. NCBI's taxonomy places the organism in Eukaryota, Fungi, Ascomycota, Sordariomycetes, Glomerellales, Glomerellaceae. The record is from RefSeq and is a predicted model, not a curated record.
AUGAACGGCAAGAUCUAUGGCAUUGGGGACCAUUUGGUUUGCAUUAUGGUUAUGAUUCUCGUUAUGGAGUCACAUGUGGACACGGAAACGGAAAAUAACGGCGCCUUGAUCAUGGUUUGUCCUGGGCAGGACGUUAAAAGGCCUCGAUCUUCGAUAUCAUCGAGUCGAGAUCGAAUGGUUGGGUUUGUCAGCGUUAUGGGAAGACGUCCCAACGCAAGGAGGAGUGCGGAUGACGAUCCCAUCUUCGGCAACCCAGAAACGCCAACUGGCGUUAUGUCCUGGAACGCUCGGUCCUUGAGCGAUGGACGGUAA